AUGUCUUUCGCACGAAUCAUUCUAGACAAUCCUGCAGUUGCUGUUCAAGAUAGACAGGAAGCUAUAGACAGGAUCUACUCCGAUCCUGGAUAUCCAGAUGCCGCCGCAAAGACAACAGAAUCGUUCUGGCUACAACAGCCUGAUCCAAAUGUUCAUCAAGUGCAGUCUUCUGGACUACCUUCUACAGCAGAUACCGUUAUCAUCGGCUCCGGAAUAACGGGGACAUCCAUUGCACUCUCUCUGUUGCAGUUUCGAGAAAAUGAGAAACAAGAUGAAAUGGACUCUAACAUCUCCAUGUCCGCUAUUCCCGCUGUCGUUAUGCUCGAAUCUCGAAAUACUUGUAGUGGUGCUACAGGUCGCAACGGUGGCCACAUACUCGAGACGGCAGAGGAGUACGUAUACUACGAGGAAACAUAUGGUGUCAAGGCGGCGAAGAAGAUUCUGCGAUUUCGCCUUUCCCACUUGCAAAUCAUGUUAGAUGUGGCUAAGCAACUCGGAAUUGAGAGCGAGUGUCAAGCACGAAAAGUGAGAUUUCUUUCCGUGUAUCUUGACCAGGAAACCUGGGCCGUGGCAAAGGCUCACUUGAAGUGUCUAAAAGAGGCAAUGCCAGAAGAGACCAAGGAAUGGGCUGGCUAUGAUAGAGAGAAUAUGCCUAUCGAAUUCAAGCUUCCAACGGCAGCGGGAGUAAUAUCAGGGCCUGCGGGAGCACUCUGGCCUUACAAACUUGUCACCGGUAUUCUCAACCAUGUGCGUCGAAAAUUCGGAGAUAACUUCCGCCUCGAGACAAAAACCCCAGUAACGAAGAUUGAAAGGAACCCGAGUGCUCAAGGCAGCUCAGACCAGUAUUCAGUAACGACACCACGUGUGCAUUGCACAAAUGCGCACGUUAGCCAUCUUGUUCCUUGCCUGCGUGGACGAGUCUACCCCGUCCGUGGUCAAAUGUCAGCUCAGACUCCCGGUGAGAAGUUCCCUGCGUACGGAGAAAAGUACUCUUGGCAGUUUAAUUAUGCGAAAGGUUUCGAUUACUUGACUCAAUUGCCUGAGAGUUCCAACGUGUCCUGUGGUGAGAUGAUGUUUGGAGGCGGGUUUGCGCAAGGCGAACAUGGCGGUCUUCGAGACAUGGGAGUUGCUACGGAUGGAGACAUGAGUGUCUAUACUGAUAUUCACUUAUCCGGUGCUUUAUCUGCUGUGUUCGGACGAGAGAACUGGGGAGUAGUUCCUGGACCAAGCGUCAAGAGCAUGUGGACUGGUACUAUGGGAUUUAGCUCUGACGGUAUGCCGUGGGUUGGCAGACUGCCAGCUUCUACAACCCAACGUGAAGGAGAAAAGAGCCAAGAUGAACUGCCAGAAGGAGGAGAAUGGGUGUCGGCAGGAUUCUCUGGUGAGGGAAUGGUGAAUGCUUGGCUCUGUGGUGAGGCCCUGGCUAUUACGUUGCUUGCUCAUGAUAACAAGUUAAAGUCUUCUAUUUCUCCUGAUAUAUCGUCCUGGUUUCCAGAGCAGCUUCUGGUAACUGAGGAGAGGAUCAAGUCGUCUUUCAUACCUCAGUAUACCGGAGAAAGUAGCUGA
Talaromyces stipitatus ATCC 10500 is the source of this 1566-nucleotide messenger RNA. Its product is annotated as FAD dependent oxidoreductase, putative. The record is from RefSeq and is a predicted model, not a curated record. NCBI's taxonomy places the organism in Eukaryota, Fungi, Ascomycota, Eurotiomycetes, Eurotiales, Trichocomaceae. Bases 1 to 1566 code for a protein of 521 amino acids. Gene Ontology annotation, molecular function: oxidoreductase activity. Gene Ontology annotation, cellular component: cytoplasm. The transcript is spliced from 2 exons.